AUGGAGGUGUCAACCCCCGUUGCGACGCCGUCGACAAAUGGUGUACCAGCUGCUCCAUUCCCUACAAUCGAACCCGAACGCGUGGUUGAAUACUUGGCCAGCGUAUGCACAAUCGCUCUGGGCGCUACACAGGACGAGCUUGAGCAGCCAGGGAACCUGCUGCAUAAGAGCCGCUAUGGCGACACGGUGUCGAGGUGCACGCGAUUCGCGACGGAUACACAGAGCGUUUUGUAUAUCCAAAAGGACAUCGCUGCCUCGUCAGCUGUCGAGAACGGCACGGAAAAUGCCACACCCCCAUCGUUUAGCUACACCAUUUCGAACGAACUUACAUCAUCCCUGAAUACGGUCGCCUCCCUCGUCCUAAUCAAAACUCCUCAGCCUAUCGAUCCGAUCCGGCCUCUUCAUUCACAGAUAUUCAUUACUAAUUUACCUGGGCCUGCGUCGCUUGCCGCUGCGGCAGCCGACCAGGGUCCUGUACUUUCCCCAUGGGAGGUUCUUCAUUCUCAGGUCCACCACGCGAUCGUGCCAUACUUUGACGCAAACACCAAAUCUCAACAGGCGACGAAUGGGCCACGUGGUAGGCAAGACGUGGACGCGAAGACUGGUAUCCCCGUGACGAAGAAGAGGUUAAACGAUCUGGAGUUGAGCUUGCUGCACCUGCAACAAAAUGUUGACAUUCCAGAGAUUUCUCUGAGCUUUCAUCCGGGAGUUCAACAGGCCCUCGAACAAGCCGAAUCUGCCCACACGAAGCCUACGGUCGACUCUAUGCCGAACGACUUGUUGCAAGACAGCUCGUUCCUCAACAGACUACAGGCAACGGUCAAUGCAUGGGUCAAGUCUAUCUCAGGGGUGACGAGGAUGACUAGAGAUGAUACUACUUCGAAUUCCAACCAGCAAUUCAACACUGCGAGCCAGGAGGUCAAUUUCUGGCUUUCGAUGGAAUCUGCCCUGGAAGGCAUUGAAGCGCAACUGAGGAGCGACGGUGUGGUCCUCACACUUGAUAUAUUGAAGCACGCCAAGCGUUUCCAGGCGACCGUCAGCUUCAAGACUGACACGGGUCUGACCGAGGCGAUGGACAAGGUGCAGAAAUAUAACCAGCUCAUGCGAGAUUUCCCACUCGACGAGCUGCUGUCGGCAACAUCUCUGGUCAAAGCUCAAGACGCUAUCCGCGAGAUCUUCACCCAUCUCAACAAGAAACUUCGCAUCUGCCCGUACCCGAUCCGCCGCGCACUUCCACUCGUCGAGGCUAUCUCAGCCGAUCUGAACGAUGUGCUUCAUCGCUUGCUCCCUGGCACUGAGCUGGUCAAUCUCGACUAUGAGCAAUUUCGGACAAUCAUGCGAUCAUGCGAGGACAUUUUCCGCGUUUGGGAAGAAUCUGUCAAAGAGUUCACCAACGUAGCACGUGAGGUUACCCGGCGACGCAACGAGCGGUUCAUUCCCAUCAAGAUCAACAAGAAGCAUUCCGAGCUCGAGUCUAGGAUUCGCUAUGUGGCUAAAUUCCGUGACAACCAUGAGCAGCUGCAGCGUACGAUUGUCGACGUGCUAGGACCUCAAGCGACUAUCACCGGCGUGACCGAGACGACUGGAGCGGAUGGCGUGGUCGUUGAGGAAAUGGGUGACGUGGACGCUGUGGAAGAGGUGAACCAGGCAUGGGAAGCACUGCAAAAUGUCGAUCUGCUUGAUGUGACGCAGCAGGGCAGAGAUCGCUUCUCCUUGGCCGAGAACCUCUACAACGAGCGUACCACACGCGUGGAGAACUCCAUCAUCACAAGACUGCGGGAUCGCCUGGGCACCACCAAGUCAGCCAACGAAAUGUUCCGGGUCUUCUCCAAGUUCAACGCUCUCUUUGUGCGACCCAAGAUCCGUGGUGCUAUCCAAGAGUACCAGAAUCAGUUGAUGGACCACGUGAAACAGGCUAUAAACUCUCUUCAUGAGCGAUUCAAGCAGCAGUAUGGUCGAUCAGAAGCUCACGUCAUGUCUCAACUUCGCGACAUUCCUCCCGUAUCUGGCGCUAUCAUCUGGGCACGACAGAUCGAGUUGCAGCUCGAUGGGUAUAUGAAGAAGGUUGAGGCGGUUCUCGGCCCUGGUUGGGAUAUGCAUGCCGAAGGCAAGAAGUUGCUGGAUGAAAGUGAGCUUUUCCGGGACAAGCUCAAGACCGACAAGAUCUUUGAUGCCUGGGUAGGCGAGGUCACCCGCAAGAAGAUUUCAAUUGCUGGCCAGUUGUUUGAGAUUGCUCGCGUCAGGUCGGCCGGCGGCACCCUGGAGCUCACAGUCAACUUCGAUUCGCAGAUCAUCACUCUGUUUAAGGAGACGCGUAACUUGACGUGGCAGAGCUACGCUGUUCCCCACGCCAUCACCACGGUAUCUAAGGAUGCGAAGCGCGUCUAUCCCUAUGCAGUCAGUUUGAUGGAGAGCGUCCGGACAUUGUCCCAGACGCUUCGCCAGCUUUCGGACAUGGGUAAUGAGGCAGUCCUGCUCAACGGCUACCGCAAUGACGUUUAUAAGCUCAUCAGCGAGGGUGUUCCCCUGCGCUGGGAAUCGUUUGUCAACUCCCACGAGCUCUGGCAGAGUGAACAACAGCGCCAGACGCGCAUGCUCCUGCCUGGAGGUGCAGACUUUGGGACAUCCAAAAGCAACGAGAGUAAGCAUGGAAUGUUCAUCCGUGGUUUCGCUUCCGCGGUAUCCACGCUGCAGAGCAAGACCGUCUCCUUGAGCCACAUCUACGCCAGUGUCGAACAAGCUCUCAAGAAUCUCAGCACAUGCCCGUACGAUGCCGCCUCCUUCCAGUCACACCUGGACUCAGUCCAAAGCGCCGUGGAUCAGCUGAAUCUGGAGCGUUACGUGAACCUCGAUUUCUGGGUCGGUGGACUCAACGAGCGGAUCCAAGUUCUUCUGUUGGUCCGUCUGCAAACCGCCAUUUCUGCUUGGAUCGCAGCUUUUGAAGACAGUACGACAGCGACAGAGGAUGGCAAGCCGACGGGUCCAACCAUGCGUCACUUGAUCCUGGAGCUCGCCAUGCGUAACCAGGUCAUCUAUCUCGACCCGCCGCUUGAAUUCGCCCGCGCAAACUGGUUCGAGCAUCUUCAUAACUGGCUCGGUAUUGUUUGCAGUCUUCGCAUGAUCAAGGCCUCGCGUUAUCAGAUGACGCUGGCUACGUCUGCCGAGCCGGAGCGGCGCUUCACACAGCUACCGAGCGAAUGCGCCAGCAUGCUCCAGCGUGUCUACAUCGCUGUGGAGAAGAAGAUUACUGAAGUCAGUAAGUACGUGGACGAGUGGUUGCAGUUUCAGUCUUUGUGGGACCUGCAGUCAGAGCAAGUCUACGAUGCGCUUGGCGAGCAGCUGCCUAGAUGGCUAGAGCUGUUGCAGGAUAUUCGCAAAACCCGCUCUACGUUCGACACGCAGGAUGAUAGUCGAUCCUUCGGCCAUGUCACCAUUGACUACGGUCAAGUUCAGUCAAAGGUCAACGAUAAGUACGACCAAUGGCAGAAGGAGAUUCUGAUGAAAUUCGCGGUUCGUCUCGGCAAUCGCAUGCGAGACGUUCACGCCGAAAUCGAGCGAGCUCGCAAAAAUCUCGAGACCCAAAGCUCCGACGCGUCAUCUACCGAGCAGGCUGUCCAAUUCAUCACAGUCGUCCAGAGUUGCAAGCGCAAUGUCAAGUUGUGGGCGCCCGAGAUAGACAUGUUUCGCCAGGGACAGUCGACUCUUGUGAGACAGCGAUAUCAGUUCGCCAACGACUGGCUUCACAUUGAGCAGAUUGACAGUCAAUGGGAAGCCCUCAAAGAGAUUCUUGAGAAGAAGUCAAGGAUCGUCGAGGACCAGUCCGAUGCGCUUCGUGCCAAGAUCACCACUGAAGAUAAGCUCAUCGGUGAUCGAAUCAGUGAGGUCGUUGCCCAGUGGAACGAUGAAAAGCCUGUGUCGGGCACUAUCCCACCUGAUGAGGCUUCUGCUACCCUCACUGCUUUUGAGAGUAAGAUCUCCAAGCUUCAAGCAGACUUUGAUGCUGUUUCCAAAGCCAAGGAGGCAUUGGACAUCCCGAUCAGCUCCGAGACGUCAUUGACCGCUACUCUCGAGGAAGUUCGCGAUUUCCAGUCUGUGUGGUCGAACCUCUCUACAAUCUGGACGAGCCUGAAUGAGACCCGGGAUGUGCUCUGGACGGCUGUGCAGCCAAGAAAGAUUAGGGGCAAGAUCGACGAGCUUAUCAAGAGCACCAAAGACAUGCCGAGUCGAAUGAGACAAUACGCAGCCUUCGAGCAUGUGCAGGGGAUUUUGCGUAGUCUUUUGAAGGUCAACACUAUUCUGACUGACCUCAAGUCCGAUGCCAUCCGCGAGCGCCAUUGGCAGAAGAUCUACAAACAAAUCAAGCCUCAGAAGCGCUUCUCGCCCAGCUCCAUGACCCUGGGUGACGUUUGGGACCUCAAUCUUGUGGCCACUGAGGCCAUCGUCAAGGACAUUAUUGCACAAGCACAAGGCGAGAUGGCCCUCGAAGAGUUCCUGAAGCAAGUGCGCGAGACUUGGCAAAACUACGCCUUGGAAAUGGUCAACUACCAGAACAAACUCAAGCUCAUCCGCGGCUGGGACGAUCUUUUUGCCAAGUGCAGUGAGAACCUGAACUCUCUCCAGGCCAUGAAGCACUCCCCGUACUACAAGGAGUUCGAAGAAGAAGCCGUGUCUUGGGAGGACAAGCUGAACCGCGUUCACGUCCUUUUUGACGUAUGGAUCGAUGUGCAACGUCAAUGGGUCUAUCUCGAGGGUGUCUUCACCGGAAAUGCCGACAUCAAGCAUCUCCUACCCAUUGAGUCUGGUCGCUUCGCGAACAUCAACAGCGAAUUCAUGGCGGUGAUGAAGAAGGCUGCCAAGUCUCCCUAUGUGCUUGAUGUGCUGAACAUCCCGAACGCACAAAAGUCCUUGGAGCGUUUGGCCGAAAUGCUGAACAAAAUCCAGAAAGCACUUGGAGAAUACCUAGAGAAGGAACGUGUCUCAUUCCCUCGGUUCUACUUCGUUGGUGAUGAGGACUUGCUGGAGAUGAUCGGCAACAGCAACGACACGCUACGCAUUGCCAAGCACUUUAAAAAGAUGUUUGCUGGUCUGUCUGGCCUCAUCAUGGACGAAGAGACGGUCAUUUCAGGGUUUACCUCCAAGGAGGGCGAGAAGGUCAGGUUGAAGAAGGAAAUCUCACUGGCCAAGACUCCGCGCAUCAAUGACUGGCUGGCUCUACUGGAAGGUGGCAUGAAGUCUACUUUGGCGGAGCUGUUUGCCGAAGCCGUGGAGCAAUACAUGCCUAUCUUUGAGUCUUCGACCAUCGAUCGUGCCAUGCUCACCACAUUCAUGGAUGCAUUCCCCAGUCAGAUCGUCGUGCUAGCCACUCAGGCUGUCUGGUCCACGGCAGUCGAGAGCUCUCUUGCGGCUGGCGGCAAAGAUCUGCAAACACUCUUCGAGCGCGAGGUGCAGGUCCUCCGUGUCCUUGCCGACACGGUCCUGGGCGAUCUGGAGGUCCUCCAACGGAAAACUGCCGAGCAGAUGAUCACUGAAUGCGUUCACCAGCGGGACACAAUCGAGAAGCUUAUUCAGGCUCAAGCCGACACCACCAGCCACCAUCUCUGGCAGCUUCAGAUGCGAUACAUCUACAGUCCAGAGGGCGACUACCCCAACCGCUUGCACGUCAAGAUGGCCAAUGCCAGACUUAACUACGGCUUCGAGUAUCUGGGAGUGCCUGACCGCCUAGUCCGAACGCCAUUGACAGACCGAUGUUUCCUUACGCUUACUCAAGCUUUGGAACAACGCCUUGGCGGCUCGCCCUAUGGACCUGCCGGCACAGGUAAAACCGAGUCAGUUAAAGCUCUUGGUACACAGCUGGGUCGGUUCACCCUGGUCUUCUGCUGUGACGACACAUUCGACUUCCAGGCAAUGGGCCGCAUCUUCUUGGGUAUCUGUCAAGUCGGUGCCUGGGGCUGCUUCGAUGAGUUCAACCGUUUGGAAGAGAGGAUUCUGUCCGCCGUCUCGCAGCAGAUUCAAAACAUCCAGUUGGGUCUGAAGCAAGGUAUCGAGGACGAUAAGUCUGAAAUCGAGCUCAUCGGACGCCAACUGCACGUCAACGAGAAUACGGGUAUCUUCAUCACCAUGAACCCUGGCUACGCUGGACGUUCCAACUUGCCUGACAAUUUGAAGAAGCUUUUCCGCAGUGUGGCCAUGUCUAAGCCUGACAAGGAGCUCAUUGCCGAGGUCAUGCUGUACUCUCAGGGUUUCAACCAAGCCAAGGUCUUGUCUAAGCAGACAGUACCGUUCUUUGACCACUGUGCCAUGCAGCUGUCCAAGCAAGCGCAUUACGACUUCGGCUUACGUGCCCUCAAGAGUGUCCUUGUCAGCUCCGGUGGACUCAAGCGUGCGCGGCUCGGCGAGGGCAGCCUUGGUGUCGAAGAGGAUGUAGAGCCUGAAAUCAUUGUUCAGAGUAUUCGCGAGACCAUUGCACCCAAGCUUAUCAAGUCUGAUGUCGACAUCAUGAUAAAUAUUGAGAAGGACUGCUUCCCAGGUGUCAACUAUGUCCCUGCCAACCUGCACGCACUGGAGGAUGCUAUCCGCACCCUAGCUGCAGAACGCAACUUAGUUGUCACCGACAUCUGGAUGACCAAGGUUCUACAGUUGUACCAGAUCCAGAACAUUCACCAUGGUGUGAUGAUGGUUGGCAAUUCGGGUUCUGGCAAGUCUGCUGCUUGGCGACUCCUGCUCGACGCCUUGCAGAAGGUUGAGAAUGUUGAAGGCGUCUCUCAUGUCAUUGAUUCCAAGGUCAUGUCCAAGGAGGCCCUGUACGGUAACCUCGACUCCACCACCCGUGAGUGGACCGAUGGUCUGUUCACGAGUAUCUUGCGAAAGAUCGUCGACAACCUCCGUGGCGAAGAUUCGAAACGGCACUGGAUUGUAUUCGAUGGCGACGUCGAUCCCGAGUGGGUUGAGAACUUGAACAGUGUGCUCGACGACAACAAACUACUCACGCUUCCCAACGGAGAGCGUCUCAACUUGCCGUCAAAUGUUCGUAUCAUGUUUGAAGUCGAGACUCUCAAAUACGCCACUCUGGCUACGGUGUCUCGUUGCGGUAUGGUCUGGUUCAGCGAGGAAACAGUCACCAUAGAGAUGAUGAUCGACAAUUACCUGCAAACGUUACGCAACGUUCCGUUUGAAGAUAUCGACGAGGACAGUGUCGGUUCAGGAUCGAACUCAGCAAAGAACCUGGCUUUGCAAGGACAGGUGGCCGAUGUCCUCACCGUUGCCCUGAAAGACGAGAACUUCGCCGAAGAAGCACUGAAGAAAGCUCACGAUUACAACCACAUCAUGGAGUUCACAUCUGCACGAGUACUUACGACGCUCUUCUCGCUGCUGAACAAGGCCGUGAGAGACAUGGUUGAGUACAACGGUCAGCACACAGACUUCCCAUUGGAUAUUGACCAGAUCGAGGCAUUUGUUAGCAAAAGGGUUCUGCUCGCCUUGGUUUGGGCGUUUACUGGUGAUUGCCCCCUCGGCGACCGCAAAUCAUUCGGCGACGUUAUCUGCGGACUGGCCAACUUCGGGUCGCCUCCACUGGACGGCAGCAGCUCGCUCAUUGACUUCGACGUGAAACUACCCCGAGCUGAAUGGUCGCCAUGGCAGAACGAAGUGCCUUCUACUGAGGUCAACACUCAUGCCAUUAUUCAAACCGAUAUGGUUAUCCCGACGCUCGACACCGUCCGCCACGAGGAUGUUCUAUACUCUUGGUUGGCCGAGCAUAAGCCUCUUCUGCUCUGUGGUCCUCCUGGCUCUGGUAAAACAAUGACGCUGUUCAGUGCUCUCCGCAAGCUGCCCAACAUGGAAACCGUGGGUCUCAACUUUUCGAGUGCCACGACGCCUGAUCUAUUGAUCAAGACCUUUGAGCAAUACUGCGAGUACAAGAAGACACUGAAUGGCGUGAUGCUCUCCCCAACGCAGAUUGGACGCUGGCUCGUCAUCUUCUGCGACGAAAUCAACUUGCCGGCCCCAGACAAGUAUGGUACGCAACGGGCGAUUUCAUUCCUUCGCCAGCUCGUAGAGCACAACGGUUUCUGGAGAACCUCUGAUAAGUCCUGGGUGACUUUGGAUCGCAUCCAAUUCGUCGGAGCUUGCAAUCCCCCAACAGACGCCGGCCGUACUCCCCUGGGGGCUCGUUUCAUGCGUCACGCGCCACUCAUCAUGGUCGACUACCCUGGCGAGACAUCUCUCAAUCAAAUUUACGGCACUUUCAACUCGGCUGUACUCAAGAUUGUUCCUUCUCUGCGUGGCUAUGCCGACAAUCUCACACAAGCAAUGGUCAAGUUCUAUCUCGAAUCGCAAAAGCGCUUCACGCCCAAGAUUCAACCGCACUACGUCUACAGUCCUCGUGAGUUGACUCGCUGGGUUCGCGGUAUCUAUGAGGCCAUCAAACCACUCGAAACCUUGUCGAUUGAGGGCUUGAUCCGAAUCUGGGCUCACGAAGCCUUGCGCCUCUUCCAGGACCGUCUCAUAGCUGAAGAUGAGCGCAAGUGGACUGACGACGCUGUUCAUCGCAUUGCUCUUCAACACUUCCCUACUAUUGACGAAGAGAAGGCAUUGUCAGGCCCUAUUCUAUUCUCCAAUUGGCUUUCGAAGAACUACGUGCCUGUGGAUCGCGAGCAGCUGAGAGACUUCGUUAAAGCUCGUUUGAGGACCUUCUGUGAGGAAGAAGUUGACGUUCCUCUCAUCUUGUUUGACGAUGUCUUGGAGCAUGUCCUACGCAUUGACCGUGUCUUCAGACAACCACAGGGUCAUUUGAUCUUGAUCGGUGUGAGUGGUAGUGGCAAGACGACACUGUCACGCUUUGUUGCUUGGAUGAACGGACUUCGCGUCUUCCAGAUCAAAGUUCACGGUAAGUAUACCGCCGAGGACUUUGAUGACGACCUUCGAGACGUUCUGCGCCGCUGUGGCUGCAAGGGUGAAAAGAUCUGCUUCAUCAUGGACGAGGCCAAUGUCCUCGACUCUGGGUUCUUGGAGAGGAUGAAUACCCUCCUGGCAAACGCUGAAGUUCCAGGUCUGUUCGAAGGCGAUGACCAUGCGGCGCUUAUGACUGCCUGCAAGGAGGGGGCCCAACGCCAGAACUUGCACCUGGACUCCCAAGAGGAGUUGUACAAGUGGUUCACUCAGCAAAUUGUCAAGAACUUGCACGUCGUUUUCACGAUGAAUCCUCCUCAAGAUGGCUUGUCUUCCAAGGCCGCGACGUCGCCUGCCUUGUUCAAUAGGUGUGUCCUCAACUGGUUUGGAGACUGGUCGGACCAAGCCCUGUUCCAGGUUGGUCAUGAGCUCACGCACUCUAUCGACUUGGAUCGCCCCAACUACCAAGCUCCCGAUACAAUUCCUGUCGCCUACCGUGGUCUGCAAUUACCUCCGUCGCAUCGCGAGGCUAUUGUCAACUCGAUGGUUCACAUCCAUUACUCGCUUCACCACUACAACCAAAAGCUGUUCAAGCAGCAAGGCAAGGUCACGUUCCUUACGCCUCGCCACUUCUUGGAUUUCGUCGGCCAAUAUGUCAGACUGUAUAAUGAGAAGCGCGAGGACCUGGAAGAGCAACAGCGUCACUUGAACAUUGGUCUGGAAAAGCUCCGGGAUACCUUCGACAAGGUGCGAGAUCUGCGAGAGAGUCUGGCAGUGAAGAAGACACAACUAGAAACCAAGGAAGCCGAGGCGAACGAGAAGUUGCAGAAGAUGGUGGCAGAUCAGCGCGAGGCCGAAUCGAGGAAGAAGGCAUCGGAGGAGAUCCAGGUACACUUGGAGAAACAGGAAACAGAGGUUGCUUCGCGCAGGAAAGUUGUGCUCGAGGACUUGGCCAAGGCUGAGCCUGCUGUCGAAGAAGCAAAGGCCAGUGUGCAAAACAUCAAGCGUCAACACUUGACCGAAGUCAGAGCGAUGGGCAAUCCACCUGCUGGUGUCAAGCUGGCCAUGGAGGGUGUCAUCACCCUGCUAACGAACAAGAGCGUGCAAGACUGGAAAACUGUGCAGGGAGAGAUCCGCAAGGACAACUUCAUUGCCAACAUCCUGAACUACAACAGCGACAAGAUGGCCAAGUCCUUCCGCGAAAGAAUGCGUAGAGACUUCCUGAACAACCCGGAGUUCACCUUCGAAAAGGUGAACCGUGCGUCGAGAGCCUGCGGUCCUCUCGUACAAUGGGUCACUGCGCAGGUCGAGUAUUCGGAUAUCUUGGAUCGCGUCGGUCCACUCAGGGAGGAAGUCGAUAAGCUCGAGGAGGAGGCCCUGAAGACCAAAGCAGAGGCCAAGGCUGUGGAGAACAACAUUAUCGAACUCGAAGCGAGCAUCAACACGUACAAAGAGGAGUAUGCUGCACUUAUCAGCCAGACGCAGGCGAUCAAGUCUGAAAUGUCCAAGGUGCAGUUUAAGGUUGACCGCAGUGUCAGGCUGCUCGACAGCCUGUCUUCAGAAAGGACGCGGUGGGAGGAUGGCAGCAAGUCUUUCGAGACGCAGAUCAGCACCUUGGUUGGCGAUGUCCUGAUCGCCGCUGCAUUCCUGGCCUACAGUGGUCUCUACGACCAAACGCUUCGAAAGUCCAUGGUCGAAGAUUGGUUCCAUCAACUUCACCUUUCUGGCAUCCAAUACAAGUCUCACAACCCUGUUACCGAGUAUUUGUCAACAGCCGAUGAGCGUCUUGGAUGGCAAGCAAACGGACUGCCAGUGGACGACCUGUGCACGGAGAAUGCGAUCAUGCUCAAGCGCUUCGAGCGAUACCCGCUCAUCAUUGAUCCGCCGGGUCGCACUCUGGAGUUCUUGCAAAAGGAAUGCCAGGACCGUCGCUUGACAGUCACAAGCUUUUUGGACGAUACUUUCACCAAGCAAUUGGAGAGUUCGCUUCGUUUUGGCAACCCCAUCCUCAUCCAAGAUGCCGAGCAUCUCGAUCCCAUCCUGAACCAUGUGCUCAACAAGGAGUAUCAGCGCACUGGUGGCCGUGUGCUCAUCCAGCUCGGCAAGCAGGAGAUUGAUUUCUCGCCAUCGUUCAAGUUGUACCUAUCCACACGCGAUCCCUCUGCAACCUUCCCUCCGGACAUUUGCAGUCGUACUACCUUGGUCAACUUUUCAGUCACGCAGAGCAGUCUCCAAACUCAGUCUCUGAAUGAUGUGCUGAAGUCGGAGCGCCCUGACGUGGACAAGCGUCGCUCCGACUUGAUCAAAGUGCAGGGCGAGUUCAAGGUUCAUCUCCGACAGCUUGAGAAGCGUCUUCUUCAAGCUCUCAACGAGUCUCAGGGCAACAUCCUCGACGAUGACAACGUUAUCGAAACACUCGAGAAGCUCAAGAACGAAGCGGCUGAGAUUUCAGACAAGAUGAGCAAGACGGAGGGUGUCAUGGGCGAGGUCGACGAGAUCACGCAGCAAUACAGUGUCAUUGCCAAGUCUUGCAGUGCUGUGUUUGCUGUUCUCGAGCAGUUGCACUUCCUCAACCACUUCUAUCAGUUCUCAUUGCAGUACUUUAUCGACAUCUUCCAGUCCGUUCUGCACAACAACAAGAACCUCGACGCCGAGACGGACCAUGACCGGCGCAGAGACGUCAUUGUCAAGGAUCUCUUCGUCAAGACUUUCAAGAGGACAGCCCUCAGCUUGCUGCAAAAGGACCGCGUCACUCUCGGCAUGCUUCUUGCCCAAGCCUCGCCGUACAAGAUGGAUAAGACACUGAUUGACGCCAUUCUCGACAGCCGCGUCGAGGGCAAGGAUCUCUCCACUGAUCCUGAGUUCAAAGACGAGGCCUUCACCGCUGCUAGGAAACUGCCCGCCCUCAAGGAACGGCUUGACAGUGUAGCUGCCGACAAAUGGACGCAGUUCUUUGAAGAGGAGCUUGCCGAGAACUUUGUUCCCGAGAUCUGGGACCUUAAAACCGAGGAGGCAGACCAGGCCCUGAUUUCGCUGCUCCUCGUCAAGAUGUUCCGAAUGGACCGGUUCGUCCCUGCGGCCGAACGAUUCGUUGCCCGGGUCUUGGGCGCCGACAUCUUUGACCUUGUGGAGGAUCUCAACCACACAGUGUCCGGGGUCUCGGCGACUCUGCCAAUCUCGCUCGUGUCAAGCCCCGGUUUCGAUGCAAGCUACAAGGUCGACAGUCUGGUCGAGAAGAUGCGCAUCAGCUGUACGAACAUUGCCAUGGGCUCCAAUGAAGGUGUCACGAGUGCCGACAAGGCCAUUACAAAUGCUGCUCAGAAUGGCUCAUGGGUUCUAGUCAAGAAUGUGCACCUUGCCCCUACUUGGCUGCAGAGCUUGGAGAAGCGCAUGGAAGCUCUGAACCCGCACUCUGACUUUAGGCUCUUCCUGUCUAUGGAGUCUAGUCUCAAAAUCCCGGUCAACCUGCUGCGUGCCUCGCGAAUCCUCAUGUAUGAGCAGCCGGCUGGUGUCAGGGCCAACAUGAAGGACUCCUUGUCGUCCCUCUCGACGCGCAGCUCGAAGAGCCCUGUUGAAAGAACGAGGUUGUACCUGCUCAUCUCCUUCCUGCAUGCUGUUGUCCAGGAGAGGCUGCGAUACGCGCCGAACCUUGGUUGGAAGGGAUUCUGGGAGUUCAACGAUAGCGACUACGAAUGCUCGGCAUUCAUUGUUGAUGUCUGGCUGGACAGCGUGGCUGGCAACAGGAGCAACAUUGCUCCUCAGAACAUUCCCUGGGAGAUGAUCCGCUAUCUAGUGACAGAGACAUACGGUGGCAAGAUUGACGACGAGCAUGACUUCAAGCUACUCAAUCAGCUCGUCGUCCAAUUCCUGACACCUGAAGCUUACGACGUCGAUCACAAGCUAGUGGAUAGUCCCGAAGGUGGUCUUCUGGUGCCAUCAGGCACGAACCUACAAGACUUUAUGCAGUGGGUUCAGAAGCUACCCGAGCGCGAGCCCCCGACAUACCUGGGCCUACCUGCCAAUGCAGAGAAGUUGUUGCUAGUCGGAUUGGGCCGCAGCCUGAUAGGCAACCUGCGCAAGGUCACAGAGCUGCUUGAUGAGGGAGAGCAGCUCGUGACCGAUGCGUGA
Emericellopsis cladophorae is the source of this 13014-nucleotide messenger RNA. RefSeq names its product Dynein heavy chain. The transcript has 3 exons. The record is from RefSeq and is a predicted model, not a curated record. Lineage: Eukaryota; Fungi; Ascomycota; Sordariomycetes; Hypocreales; Bionectriaceae. Gene Ontology annotation, cellular component: dynein complex. Gene Ontology annotation, molecular function: ATP hydrolysis activity; dynein intermediate chain binding; minus-end-directed microtubule motor activity. Bases 1 to 13014 code for a protein of 4337 amino acids. Gene Ontology annotation, biological process: microtubule-based movement.